AAGAGUGACUGAGUGAGGGAGGUAACUGUAGGCGCUGUUUAGAUUCUCAUUUGUUUUAAAGCGUGAAAAUUAAGAGCGUUUUCCUCCCUCGGCCGCAAUUUGCUACCAAGUAAGUGUCGCCACCGAUUGACUUUAAGCUGGUGAAGUGAGAGGGUACAAAGGACUGCUUUCGGGAAGAUGUCUCACAUACUUGUUCCGACGUAGGGGGAGUGUGCAGCAGCCAGUUGGCUUGACUUGCUAGCUAGCUCGGUGAGUGGAGGGCUGCGGGCCCUCCUCAGCCUAAAGUAGCUCCUGCAGCUGGGCAGCACAUUGUGCGAAAACGGCCGUUUGACAACUGCACAACCGGGAUAUUAGCAGGCCGGUCCGGACUGACCGAAAGCUCUGGAUCGAUCCUCGGACUGGCGGCUGGUAUCCGUGUCUAAAGCCGCAUUGCUGGACAAGACGACACGAAGUGUGGCGUUGCGUUAUGAGCUCAUGAAACGCAACAGGAGAGAGGAAGAGGGAUGGCGCAGAUUCAUCUUGAUUACACAGUUAGCUAGGCUAAGUAAAUUGAUGCAAGUGUGCUGUUUAAUAUGAUCUAAUCUUUUAAAAGCUGCAACCAGCUCGUCCUUUUUUGACGGAGGAUAAACAUAGCCAUACGGGACUUGGAAUCAGGCAGGCAAUAUGUCGAAAAUGCCGGCCAAGAAAAAGAGCUGUUUUCAGAUCACAAGUGUGACUCAGGCCCAGGUGGCAGCUAUAGGUGCCACCGACGACACGGAGAGUCUGGACGACCCAGACGAGUCACGGACUGAAGACGUGUCAUCGGAAAUAUACGACAUGUCGCGGGCUGAGUACGAGCCUGCGUGUGACAAAAGUUCAUCUGAAGAAGCCCUGAAUAAUGUUGGAGAGCCAGAGGCAAUCAGUGUUAUGGCCCCAUCACACAUACCUCAAGCCGGUCAGUUGUCUUCGCUGUCAAGCAAUCCCAUUGUGGAGUUUCGAAAAGUGGGAGUGUUGGGCUCAGCUCAAGGCGGCCAGCAGCCGCCGGGGAUCGGCGUUACAACUGGUUUACCCCUCAUCACUCAGCCCGGGGCAAUCCAGCAACAGCCUGCUCCAGCAACCAGCGCUGGGCCAUCCAAUGUGUCAGUAAACACAUCCCAACCUGCUGCAGUGACAAGUUCAGCUCCUCCUGCCACCUCCACGGUGAGUUGCACUUCACGCUUCAGGGUCAUUAAACUCGAUCAUGGUACUGGAGAACCCUUCAGAAGAGGCAGGUGGACGUGUACAGAGUUUUAUGAGAAAGACUCUGAGGGCUCUGUUGUGAGUAGGACUGUAGAUAGCAUUAGGCACGCCAGUGCAACACUGGACCCUGCUGCUGACAGAGACAGUGGGCUCGGGCUUACAGGAUGCUCUGUGGUUGCCCCGGCAACACACUCAGGUCAGGGCUUGGGCUCCAUGGCGGAUGCUUCUCUCUCUUCAUCCCGCAUGCAUUCAGUGGAGACACUACCACAGCAGCAGCAACAAAUUCACCAUCAAAACUUCAGCGCCCGUCAACAGGGUGUUAGUGGGUCGGCCACGCACAGUGCUUUCUCUAGCAGCAAGCCGACAGCUGUCCCGGCUCAGCCAACAGUGGGAGGUCUACAGCCUUCUGCUCCCCAGAGCGUGCUGCCUGCUGGACAAAAUGGCUUGCCCCAAUCUGGUGUCCACAUACAAAAGACCUCCAUCAUGCCUCCCCCAGCCCAGCCCAUCCCUUACCCUCCUCAGCAGCAGCAGCAGCAGCUUGCUAUGGGCCACCCCUUGACCAGCCAGUCAUCUGGAUUGAUGCAGAACCAGACAGAGUACUAUCAGCAGCAACAGCCUGCUUCCAUGCAGCCAGGGCUGUCCAGCCUCUCUGCAGGGCUGCAGCCUGUGGGACAAGGACCCGCUUCGGUCAUUCCUCCAACCUCUGGAGGGGUUUCUGUGCCAAGUCAGGUUGGAGAUAUUUCUGGAGCAGGAGGGGGCUCUGUACCUACUGGACAACCAGCUCCGGGCCUCUUGCAGCAGCAGACUAUUGGAAUGGGAGGUGUUGGAAGCUCCAUACUGGUUGGUGGAUCCACUCUGCAGCAACAGACUGUGGGCCAGUAUGCAGCCGCUGGACAGCCUCAACCCCACGGCCUCCACCCUACAUCGUCCGGUGUACAAAAUGUGCCUGCCAUCGCAGUUAGCUCCAGUGUUCCCACCACUGUGCCCACUGCCGUGCCCAGUGCCUCCAGUACAGCCUUGCCAAAUGUGACAGCUUCCAGUUUGCCUCUGGGUCAGAUACCCCACAGCAAGACUCCGGUGGCUUUGGGGGUGCAGGGCUUCCCAGUAAUUGGAUUUGGACAGGUGGAGGGUGGUGCUGGAAGGAAGUUGGAGGGUCUCGUCAACGCACAGUCUCCUGUUGUCUCUGGGAAGGAACCGGUGAAGCCCCUCAUGCCUGAGAGCCUGCAGCUCACAACUCCAGCUGUCAACAGCCUGUUUGGAAUCCACAUACCUGUCGACGGGGAGGAGGACAGGAACCCCUCCAAGGCUUUCUACCAGGCCUUCCAGUCUGGCAGCAGAUUAAGGGACUCAAAGGCCCACAGUGAUAGUGCCUCUGGAACCAAUGUUGUUGCCAUUGAUAAUAAAAUUGAACAGGCUAUGGACCUGGUGAAAAGCCAUCUGAUGUAUGCAGUGCGUGAAGAGGUGGAGGUCUUAAAAGAGCAGAUCAAGGAGCUGUAUGAGAGGAACUCUGUGCUGGAGAGGGAGAACGCCGUGUUGAAAUCUCUUGCCAACAGCGAGCAGCUGUCUCAGCUGCCCGCCCAGUCGGCCGCCAGCUCCGGUGCCACGCCUCCCCAGCAAGGACUCAGCCAGCCUCAGCAACAGGCCCAGCCACCGCUUCAAGUUCAGCCUCAGCCUCAGUCACACCCCCAGCUCCAGCACCACCCUAAACCCCAGCAGUUCCAGACUCAGCCUCAGCCUGACCCUGGCCAACAACAACAACAACAACUGCAACCCAACGUCACCUCCGCUUGAAGUGCAUCUGCCCUGCUUCACAUGGGGCAGAAAAAAAAGAGCAUCUUCUCUACAACUUAUUACAGUUAGUGUAUGUGAAAUUAAAAAGAAGAAAAAAAAAAAAACUUUGUCUUCUUAGCCACCAGCUUGACCACAAAGUACAGUGCUUGUGUGUGUGAGUGUGAGUGUGAGUGAGAGGGUGAGUUAGCAAACAAGUGUGGAUUUGGUGUUGGAAUGUUAGUGUGUAUGCAUCUGUACUGUGGGCCUUUCCAGUGUUAAUGCAAUCAUCAAGAGACAGAGAGACUUGGACAGAGAGAAAGUGUGUGUGUAGAGACAGAGUAUCAGGGACGGUCGAGGUGGUUUUCUUCCGUCUUGAGUUGACUGCUGGGCCCAAGCUUCUGGAAAGGAUGUCCAAUCUUGGACCAGGCCAGAGCAAGAAGGACCUUCGACCAGACCUGAAACCUGCUCAAACCAUGGGUGUGGAAAGGGAGGGGUACACCUCGCAUAAGGGACAAACAGGAGUGAUUGUCAAAAAGAGAGCAAUUAUUUUUUUAAAUGAGAUAAUUGAGUGGGUAAAGAGUUAUUUUUAGCCUUGCUGUUUCAUGUUGUAAAGUAAGAAGUGGGAGAGAGAGAGAGAGAGUCUGUUUUUCGGAACGACACACUGCUGCCGUUACUUUUACAUCAAGUCCAACUCUUGCAUCAGUCUUUUUGAGUUCUACUGUUAAGUGUUUUAUUUAUUACAGGGCUGCUAAUUUCAAAAAUGAACAAUUUCAUGAAAGCUGUUUAACAGUAGCCCAAUGACUUGUUCCUCGUUUCUUCUACAGUGUUUCAACAGAUUGGCCGCACGUCCCAGGGGCAAUGCUUUAUAUUUGUCAAAAAUGUAGGCAAGAUGAAAUUCUGACAAAUGUUUAACACUAACUCAAAUUUUACGCUGCAAUUGCCAAUUCAUAGCUCAAGUCAAAAUCCUGUAUGAAUGUACAUUUUUGUAUAGUAUAAAGUAUUAAGAGCCUUGAUGGGUGACUCUUCACCUGUUGACAUCAAAUAUUAACGUGAACCUGCUCAAGGCAGUCGAUGAAGAUUCAGUUCUGUUGGUAGUUUAUCUGAAAGUGAAUUAGUAUUGCCAUACAUGCCCCCCUCCUUACCUUAUUUUUUUCCAUUGUUUUUCCUGAGGGGGCCAGGGGGAAAAGCUGUGAAAUCAUUCAACCUACUUUGUAACCAAAGAUGCAAAGCUGUGUAAAUUGAUUAUUUUUAAAUGCACACAUUUAUGUUUUGUUUUUUUUUUGGUUACUUCCUCUUUCACAAAAUAUUUUGUUGCUGUUCAGCAUGUUCUGCAUGAUCUGUAAUCUUCAAACCACUUUCUUACCUCAUUUUUAUUCAGCACUCUUAUUGUAAGAUAGUCUGUGAACAGUGUAAAUGGGGGAAAUGAUGUGGCACAGAGAGAAAAAUAAACUAGUGUUACUGACACUAGUCACAGAAAAAUGAAGUGAGCCAUGUUUUGUUCAUUUAAAUGGUGUUUGAAUUUCAUAUGCCAAUAGUUUUGUUACAUUGCAAAUUUUAAUGUAUUUAAAUAAAAGCAAUAUUCAGAUU
Messenger RNA from Seriola dumerili (greater amberjack), 4575 nucleotides. Its product is annotated as TSC22 domain family protein 2-like. The transcript has 4 exons. Lineage: Eukaryota; Metazoa; Chordata; Actinopteri; Carangiformes; Carangidae. The record is from RefSeq and is a predicted model, not a curated record. Bases 664 to 3009 code for a protein of 781 amino acids. Gene Ontology annotation, biological process: regulation of transcription by RNA polymerase II.